GACGACUACGGUACCGGUAACCUGGACCACCGAUCGUUCGGUCCAUCGAACUGUGCCACGGUUGUCGGACGAGCAACUGUCGGGAAGACGCAACAGGAAGUCGAAGGACGAGGAAGUAGGUGUCACGGAUAAACACGGAGGGAGGUUCGUGUUCGCGGGUGAGGUCAUAGGUGGUGGUGGUGGUGGUGGUGGUGUCGUCGAGUGGAGCACAACAGUCGCCGGGCCGAUGUCAUCGUGGUCGUAUCCCGAAGAUGAGCAGCCGGGAGCUGUAAGGACACGCCCGAGCCCGGACCUGGAUGCCAAAAAGGACGAGGAGGCUGACGGUAGCGAGGAACAGGUCAAGGUCACCGUGGUUCAGGGUAAAGGCUCGUCCACGUCGACGACCGGGACCACGACCACUUCGUCGACGACGCAGUUGCCACCACCCAAUCGGGACACCUCUAUGGAAGCACUGAGCGCAAGUAGCUACAUAGUGUCAGUGGUGCUCGUCCUGAUAGUCGGGGCACUGGUGGGUGUCCUGGCGACGGUAUCGCAUCAUCUUCAUCAUCGUCGGUUGCUACUGCACGAGCCGGCCUCCGCCUCGAUCUUGCAUCACCAUCGGCAUCAUCAUCAUCGUCAUCAUCAUCAUCAUCGCGAGGAGCUGCCGGCGUCGCAUCAACGACGUCUCCUAUUGCAGGAUCACCAUCGUCAUCCUGGCACACCGAUGCUGUCGGUGAGCCCAGGAAUGGAGGUAGGAAGCGGCGGUCACGGCGGCCUCGGUGGUGGAUUGGAAGGUGAUCCGAGCGGCGGUGGCGCCGGUGUAGGUGGAGGUGGUGGAGGAGGUGGUGGCGAACGAGCGACCGACGAGAUGCAGGAAGCGAUGGUUGCCGCCGCCAGGGACCGGGCGAUUCGCGCCGGAAGUGUCCGCCAGGACCUCGCCCUCGACCUACCACCGCGGCUGCAGCUUCCGGAUGGCGAGGAACGCCCUUACGGAGCCCACACCGCCCUUCACCUGCGCGACCCGGACCAGGAGAGCGAGAUAUACCAGAAGUGCGUUCGACCGCCGCCAAACCGGACAGUGUUCGACAGCGAGAGUCCGCCGCCUUAUCGAAGCCAAUCGGCGUUGUUGGACGCGCCGGAUCGGAUAGUUCGCUGUCACAGCGCGGGCAGUUCCUUGCUGAGGGUGUUCCGGAAGUUCCCGAGUCCCGGUAGUUCGACACCGGCCGUAGUGGUGCCGCCCAGAAGACCGACCCUGUCCAGUUACUCCGAGUCCAGUAGCAACCUGAGCAAUCUCUCCAGCCUAACGGUGGUGCCUUGCGAAGCUGACGAGAGUCAGCAGCAACAACAGCAACCGCAGCAACAAUCGCAGCUGCAACAACAUCCACAGCAGCAGCAGCAGCCAUCGCAACAGCAGCAGCAGCCGCAUGUCUGAUCCAAGGCGCGGCCGAGGAGAGCACUCGAGGCCACGAUGACGACGCCGAGGAGAGAGUUCC
Megachile rotundata (alfalfa leafcutting bee) is the source of this 1472-nucleotide messenger RNA. RefSeq lists its product as uncharacterized. The record is from RefSeq and is a predicted model, not a curated record. Gene Ontology annotation, biological process: negative regulation of transforming growth factor beta receptor signaling pathway. NCBI's taxonomy places the organism in Eukaryota, Metazoa, Arthropoda, Insecta, Hymenoptera, Megachilidae. Gene Ontology annotation, cellular component: early endosome membrane; Golgi membrane. Gene Ontology annotation, molecular function: R-SMAD binding.